UUCUUGUACCAAGAAGCCUAUUCAAUUUGGUCGGUUGUUGCACCAAUGACGUCUCCGCUGGCUUUACGUCACGCCCACUUUCAGGGCCGUAUUGGCGUAAAUAAAUAUGGGAACGCGGUAUUAUAACCGAGAGGUCAAGAUAUACGUAGGCUAUGACGGUGGAAAAUGAGUUUUAUAAAUGUUUUUCAUUAUUUACUUUCGUAACGCUAACAUGAGACACGAGUCGUUAAAAUUAUCUAUACACACACUUGGUAGGUACGUACACACGUAGAUUUAUGACAAUGUUACGUGUUGUUCUUCAAUUAUGUACUGUGUUUGAACAUAAUUAACUUUAAUAAAUAUUGUCUUGGACGUUUAAAUAAAACAAUAAAAAUAAAUAAUCAAGUUGGAACACUUUACAUACGUAGUUUCAUUGAAAUUCACUAUAAGUCGUAACUAAAGGACUAAGACUUUGAGUGUGUUUUUUACUUUUUAUUUCGAAAUGGUUGUGCCAAUGUCGAUGAAAUGUGUAAUGACCGAAGCUGAUGCACUCGGUUAACACAACUUUUCGCAAGUUAAAAUAUCACCUACGCGGACGAAACUGCGAGCAAAAGCUUGUUUGGUGUACAUUUUACUCAAUACGCAAUGAGUAGCUAUGGUCUGUAAUUGUGCUCUCAUGCCAUGAAUAGUCCUUUGUCUGCUGUGAGACGCUGACAGGCUAGUGUUCAUUGCUUGUCAGGUUUUCCUCUAUUAGACUAAAGCCUAUUCAUUGGUGUAUGAAGUGUCCGUCCUGAAGCGAGUAGGGUGGUUUGAUUCCUUUACAGACAUAUAAGGGAAUCUAAAUAAUGCUUAUGUGAGAAUACAUGCUCAUAAUAAUAGUGUUCUUGUGCCUCAUUAUCUAUAAAAAUAUGGUUGCAUCGUCGGGAAGAAUGUUUUAAAAGAAAUGAACUAGAAACGAAUGAUUCAAAUGUGGUUACAUCCUCUCAAACAGCGAAUUGGCGUGAUAAACGUCGUAGAGUGGCACCUCUUUCCAACAACUAAAACGAUUACCAUUUAAGAGGUGCGAAUAGGUUAACUAUUAGUGGAAAGAAUGUCAAACUUCUUUAGUUGAGGCACUGGAAAAUUCUACCCCGAUUUCCUUUGUAAGUUUGUCAGUAAACAGAGAGCAUCUGUGAGUCUUAAUAACAAACAAGCGUCUCUGGUCAAGCAUGUCCCAAUGAAAGUAGCGAAUCCACAAUUUUCAUUCUUUAUUCACAGAUCACAGGAAUAUAACAUACAGGAGCAAUAUAAAUUUCAAUUUAUAUUUAGGAAAUAGGCAAAAUUUAAUGAUUAACACGCAAUUAUUUUUUAUUUUGUUUUCGAUACGAUAAAACUAGUAAACAAACCAUCAAAUAUCCGCUUCCAUAGCUUUUUCCGCUUCCCUAAACAGUUUUAAUAUUGCGCAAUUCAUCUCUGUAUAUUUUCGGGCGCACAGCGGCUCGCACAUGCGCCUUAAGUUUGACGGCGCUCUGUAAACGGUUAAAAUAGAAAUCGAUUGUCGUGCUAUUCCUGUGAAUUAGGUCGGGUUUAUUCCUUAAAUCAGCCAUGGCGGACCACUAAGGAGGUUGUGCCAUCAUGGCGAUGUGGUGCUCGCUGCUGCUGCUGGCGUCGGCAUCAGCGGCGUCGGCACACAUCCACCGCGCCGUCGAGACCGAGAUGUUCGCCAUACCUAUCAGCCCCAACCUCUUCAACUGGACCUAUCAAGAGUUCGACCAACAGUACCGCUUCCACGCCUCGUUGCUGGGCAAGCCUGAGCUUCCAUCUUGGCUCCGGUACAUCUACAGCGGCAGGCAUCACUCAGGGUUCAUCUUCGGGACCCCACCCAGAGGCAGCCACGGCCCUAUUACGAUUGAGAUAAUAGGGCUGAACCGACAAGACUAUGAAACGCGGCGGGUCCUGCUCACGCUAGCAGUAGAUCAGAAGGAGAAGAUGGCGAGGCAUGAGGUCGAGCUCAAGAUAGACAACCUGAAUGUAGAAGACCUGCUGGAUGAGCACAAGAUGACCCGCCUGAAAGACAUCCUACGUACUAAACUAUGGACUGAGAGUAAUGGAGAUCUCUACGCGACGUUCCUGGCAUCUGCUAUCGACUUAGGCGCGAGACUGCCUUUGAAGCCCAGUGAUGGGGAAGGGUUAGUAGUCCGCCUCGGUAGUACGAUGCCCUUCUCCAUCGAGCUGAAGCGUCUCCGGGAGGAAGUCAGACCACUCUCUCGUCUGCCGAGCUGCCCUAGGGAAUACAAGCGGACGACGGUGGAGCGACUCUUCAGGGAUGCUGGCUUGACCUUGGAUUGGUGCAGUUUUGAACUGUACAACACCAUCUACAAGGAGCGCUCGACCUUACACCUUGAAUACCUGACGGAGGUGCCCAACACCAGCAAGUCUGCCAAAUCCUUUAAGGCGCUGGACACACGCGAAGCCUGGACUGCUCCUAAUAAGGAAUCCCUACCAUCCCGCAGCUACGGCAAGCUGUUGACAGCAGCAGUGCUAGUCCCCAUGACGCUCAUGCUGCUAUGUGUGACCGCCCUUACAGCCGCCGUGUGCGCUCUGCAUGCUACCGUUCGUGACCCAGAAUCAGAAUAUUUUCUGGACAAUAUAUUUCAUAUCUGUAUUGAUUAUAGAAAUAGAAGAGCACACAAAUCAAAGGUUGAAAUGUGUCGUUACGGUACUGGCAACACUGAACAGACGCAAGUGGCUGACAACACUAGCACGAAGAGUCUUGGAGUCAGUCCAAACAACAGCCUGGCUCGCCCUUACAGCCCGAAGUCUUCCACCAACCUCGCGAGCAGCUACAACCGCCCGCAGCCACCACCAUACAUGGGCUCCGCCACCAACUCGCUCCACCACCGCAAGUCUUCAGACAUCACCCCGUCAACGAGCUCCCACACACCCGAACACAACCGCACACACCUUCUAGAAGAAUCCCUCAAACUCCUCAACGAAGCCAAAAUCACAGGAGAAUUUGAUAUCAAAAAUCCAAUAGUAGAUCUUAACGAUGGUUCUGAAGAUUACGUUCCCAUCAAACCGGAUCAAACUGGUUAUGUGUCCAUGAAACCGGACUUGGAUGAUAUUGAUGUCCCUGAUUUGGCUAAGUUUGGGAUUUCUGGGGGCAUCUGACAUGAGGCCUCGGCGGACGGUGAGCCGCCGGUCAAGACCUGGUUCUGUUAAGGCAACAGAAACAGGCUGAUUCAACUAAGAAUAGGAAUGGAUGAUCGUAUAAGUCAGUAAAACACCAAAAUUAACCAAAAUUACACGGAAAAUGGGAAAAAUAAAAUUUUGAAGUUCUUAAUAACUUGAGCUUAAUGAAUUGACUCUUCUUAUAAACCAAGUCUCUUUUGAUGAAGUUAUCCCAUAAUGUAAGGAAAUAAAAUAUAAGGAAAGAGAGUAAUAAAUCUUAUGGAUGAAACAAACUCUUGGAUUGCAAUCAAAGCAGGUAAUUCCUAUUCUUAGUUGCAAAUUAAAACAGCAUAAAUAGACAGUAGUUUUUUGAUUUUUCAGUAAGCUAGAAGAAUGGUUAACGGAGUACGCAAAUAAAACGAUCUAAAAUCAAACAAUUCAAAAAAAAAAAAUUAAAUUAAACAGAAAAACUAAAAAACCUUUAGAUCUGCUAUUGCUGAGUAAAUACACCUUUUGAACUACAUAAUACUGAAAGUAACUACUGAAAAGAAAAAAAAAUGCCUGAAUUUCAAACUUUGAAAAAUGUCGACAUGAUUCAGUAGUGCGGGCUCCGUUAACACAUUUCUUCUAUUUUUAAUUUGCGAGUUUUUAGGGCAACUUUGCAGGAAAUGGAUCGUAAAAUGUUGGCAAAUCACGAAUCACACAAGAGCUUUGGGUAUUUCAGUAUUACUAUAACUGAAAUACUCAAAUAUGAUUCAGAAAAUAUCAUAUAACAAACGUUGUUGUAUAAUGUGAAAAAUAAGGUCAAUUUAUACUAAAGCAGGGGCAAAAUACAUCUAAACGUCUUCGUCAAACGUCAAACGUCGUAACUCGCGGUAAUAUCUGCUGUGAAAAAUGAACCUUACAUCGUUAAAUUAAAGUUGAAUUUGCUCUUAACAACAAAGUGCAACUGAGACUCUAACACAAGUAUCAACUCGCACCAAUAUCUGCGAUGAAAAAAUAUCAGCUUUAUGCUGUUAAGUUAAAGUUGCAAUUCCUAUAACACCUUUAAGAUUGCCAAAUUUCGACAACCUACUUUAAUAACAAAUGCCAAUCCGCAACAAAGUUUGCGAUGAAGAAAUCUCAGCUUUAUGCUGUUGAGUUAAGGUUCAAUUUUGCUGUAACACCUCUUGAUUGACGUAAUUUGACACUGCUUUAGUACCAAUUGCCUCAAGUCCUGUUCGGUUAUCAAGAUUUUCACUAAUAACCGUGUAUAUAUUUUAAUCUUAAACGCAGGCAUUAUUAAGGGCCGAUUUCAUGAUUACAAAUAAACGGGAUCAAAAUAGACUCGUUGCUGAAUAAAAUCUCAAUAGCUUAAAAAACAUUAAAAGUUGAUACGGGCUCACUGCGGUUGGUCUUCGCAAUGGUCACCAUAGUCAACACCAAGACCUCACCAUUGCUUUUAAAUAUCUCGACUGUCAUACGUUUAUCUUUGUCAGUCCUUUAUUCAUUACUAUACUGUUACCUUGAUAAAUUAACUUAAUCAGUCGCUUUGAUCUAAGAUUUAGUAAUUUGUGAAAUUGGCCCUUAACUACUUAGAGUAAUAUAGCUCGUAAUCACUUAGGAAUAAGGUAUAAAAUGCCGUAGCUUCGUUACCUAAAUAAAGUUAGUUGACGAAACUGCGGUAUUCUUAGGUUAUUUAAUACUAGACAACCAACUAAAAUAUACCUCAGAUAUAUAUUAUUUAGUCUAAGUAAGCAUAAUGGAUUAGUGUGUGUAGCAUUACGUCACAAAAAAUAAACAUGACCGAUCAGAUCUCUAUAUUACAUAUAAAGGCUAGUCAUAAAAAUAGUACAGUAAGUAAAAAAGAAAAAAAAAGAAAAAAAAAAUACAAAAAAUAUAAAAAGCAAAAAAAAAAACAGAAAAGGUAAGUAUUGAAUUUGUCUGAAACUAAGUCAAAAGAAAGAAUACAAAACGGAUUUCUAAUUAAAACCAAACUUACACGAAAAAAAAGCAAAAAGCCAGUCUAAUAAAUGAACCUACAGCAGUCAAAUAUUCGAAAGUCACAUUGAACUGUAAUAUAACACAAACUUAAAAUUCAAUCAAUUUUGAACAAAACAAAUUCAUACUUACCUAAAGGCAUUAUUAACCUCAUUCGCAAACGCGAUUUUCAACGUCUUUAAAAAGCAUUCAAAAGCUUUCCAGUUUAUUUGUUCAUCAACUUUAACGCCUUAAUUACCGAACUACCAAUUAAACAUUGCUCAAACAAAAAAAUCUUCAAUGAUUUGUGAACGAACACUCUGGAAAGCAUUUUUACGAUUUGAGCGCUUUUUAAGCGUCGCCAAAAAGCGUCGGUGUUAAUGAGGGUUUAAUAAGCCUUUUCAGGACGGGGACAUUUUCAUGGACUUUCUCCGGAUCGUGGGAAAGGGGCUCGUGGACUUUCCCCGCCCUGGGGAAGGUGGAGUCAUGCCUAUUGGCUAAGAUUACCGGAAUGACUCAUCCUUCCUUUAAACCAGGGAUACUGGGCCGUGAAUCCAACUAUCGCUACCCCAGGUCCCGAAAUAGGAUGGUGUUUCACUCGGGUUAAACAUAUUUAAGUUAGGUAUAUGACGGUAGAACAAACUACUUGUUCGUAUACCUACUUAUCAGCAUGGGAUUAAUUCUUAUUUUACUAGGAACUACUCUAGAUGUAGAAAUAACUCUCAUUAUAGGAACAUUAUAGUUAAGGAAAAAAAAUGUACAUACAUUUCACUUAAGUCAAGUUAGAAGAUAAUUAAUUAGUACGUAAGUACGAGAAUACCUAUCUAUGUAAAUAAAGGAUUCUCUAAUUGCAGUUUCAGAUGUUUCUGAAAGUUAAAUAAGGGUUAGAUUUAUAAGAGAAACAGGAUUAUAUGGUCCGCACUAGUAGUAUAGGUUAAGCUGUCAAUGGCAGGCAUUAGUUUUUAAUGUACAUAGGUAAAUGAAAACAAUACUUCACUGUUAAUAACUGGUACUUAUAGUAAAUAUACUACCACCAUAUUCGUUAUAGUACUUUAGCACCAAUGCUACCUUCUAUACCAAUACUUAGAUCAGUCUUUAAAUGUCCCACUGCUGAGCAAUGACCUCUUCCCAUAAAGAAACGGUUAGGCCAUUCAUAAUUAAGACUUGUAUUUAAAAAGCCACUUUCUAUCGAGUGUCGAAAAGUUUCCCCAAGACAUGCAAGUCGUAAGCAACAUCAAUUCAAGAUAAGAUCGUAUUCCUUUUUAAAAGGCUGGCAACACACUCGUAGCUCCUCUGGUAUUGCCAGUCCGUGGGCCGCGGUAAUCGCUUAACAUCUGGCGAUCUGUCUGCCCGUAUGUCACUAUCUCAGAGAAAAUGAAUAACACAGUAGCGACUUAAAAAAUAAAUUGUCAACGUAAAAAUAAACGUCUAUAUGUACCAUCUAUCUUGAAACGGGUGAAACAGUGAUUUGCAAAAACGAAGUCAGAGUAACAAAUUCCAUUUCGACAAAAAGUCUUAACAUCUUUCUAAAAACCAUCGGAGUACAACAUCUUAUUUCGUCUAAUCCAUCGGAGCUUAGCAACAGCUUUUCAUCAAUGCCAAGUCAUUAUUGACUAAAUAGCAAAAGGCAUAAUAUUGAGGUUCCUCAUUGAAGAAGGUUUGACCGUCUUGUAAGAUAAGCAGGGCGCUAGUCUCCGCUCUCACUGGACAAGAAGAAACGCAAGGCUUUCGCUCACCAAUGGGAUCUUAAACAGACUGUUGAAAAAUCACCAAAGAGCCUGAAGUUUCUAAGUCAAUACAAUUACAGAAAUCAAUACUGUAGUCAAGUUAUAUAACAAAUAUCAUCUUGUUAUUCUUAAGGUACCAUUCGUAAGGGCGAUUAUUUAGCGUUGUGUUUUAAAAAGCGUUUUAGUAACAGCUGAACAUUUGAAACUUAACAACCUAAAGCCAGACGCUAAAAACACCACACUCGGUUUCAUAAAGAUCUCGCGUUUGAAAGCGCUACCUUAUAAACAUCGUAACUUACUGUAGAAUGCAUUCGUUCCAUUCUAACGGUUUUUAAAUGCGACCUAAAAACGCCAUCUAUCGUCACGUCUCCUAUAUUAUUCCAUCUCUACGGAAAGGCUCAUGAACGCUACAGACCACUCUCGUAGCAUCUCGUAGCACUUUCUGAGCUAACAAAAAUCAUUUGCUACGACACAAGAAGACAAGCGUCCUUGCGAAUGGGGCCUUUUGAUUUGAAAGCGAAUAAAACUAGACCAUAACAUCCAGUUAUUAAGGUGUAUUAUUGUUUAUAUGUAAAUAUUUCGACUUGUAGAAUACUUGUAAUCAUAAGUUAAGGAAUAUACUGUACAUAUAGCUAUAAACAUAUAAACACAGAGGUACAAUUUAUUUAGGUAUUAAUUAUCCAAGAAAACUUUAAGUCUGUAGAUAAAAAAUAUAUUUUCUAAACUAGGUUAAUUAUAUUUUAGUCGAAUAGGCAUGAGAGGAGAUGAAAGUGGGUCACGAAAAAAUAAAUAACUGAGUAGUCUGUAUAUAGUAGAUAAAAUAGGAGUAUUGUACAUAUAUAAAGAAUAUAUUUUUAAAUAAGGUCUGAUAUAAUGUACAUAUAGAAAGGAAGUGAAAACGCGAGUCAUGGUGAAUAGAUGUAAAUAACAUUUAAGAAAAAAGCUUUGGAAGAGAUCUAAUAUUAUAGGAUUAAAGUUAGACUAGGUUUAUACAGCGUUUUAAAUGGACCUUGGUCAUAUUUAAAUUACGUCUUGUGUCCGUGGAGAUGACCAUCUUUCUCCACAUUAUAUCAACUUAACAACAAAUUGGAUUGUCGUACAAAAUUAUUAUAAUUAUCAGCUGAUGAUAAUAUGACACUUAAAAUAUUUUCAGUGUAUGUAAAUGAACAACUUUUGCCAUUAAAAGUUCACUUUGAAAAAUGGUUUUAACAAAUAAUGUCUAUCUAUUUUAAAAGCUGCCUCUGUGCCUAAGCAUCUUUAUCCAAGAACACCAGGUAAAUUGCAGAAAAUACAAAAUUAACAUCAGCUGAUAAAAAUAAUAAUAAAAGCAAUAAAAUUAUAUAAAAUCGAAAUGCAUCAAAAAAGAAUAGUUUUGCAUAACAACAGUUACCUCUCACAAUAGGAUUGACUCAAAUUAUUGUUAACAUCAGCCAAUAACAAUAUGAAACUUAAAAGACACUUCUGUACGAUGAAAUAAUUAACAUCUAAGAAAACAACUAGCUAAACAAAAAAAGUGUUGAAAUACAGAACCGCCAUCUGCUGCACAAAACAACGCACUGAAAUACGCUAUUGAAUGCUUUAAAUAAACAACUAGAUCCAAAAAACAAGAACCAAAACUUAAAAAACAAUCGCAAACUGAUCAAAACGAGUCACUUAAAAAACCACCUUCUACACAUUGACAUAAAGAACGUAGUCCAAUAAACCAUUAUAAAACAAGUUGAUCCUUCCUUACGAAUGAUCGUCUAAGACCUCAGAUCUUCACACAUUGUGGACAAAUACAGUACUGUAUAUUAUUAGGGUCCGUUUAAGCUCGCUGUAUAAAUAGAUAAUAAGUUAGGCAAAUAAGUAUGUAUACAAUUUCUCACUCGUGGGGCUAUUAUCGAGGUUAGUUGUAAAAUAAAAUUAACACCGGCCUGUACAUAUAAAAGCGCUGGGGAUAGAAUAUAAUCUAGUAUAGAAAUUAACGUAGGAAAGUAGGUUAAACAUUACUCUCUAAGUUACGUUUAAGGGUCUAAACAGACGGAUCGCAUUUCAACUGCAAUCCAACUGCAAAUUUGCAGUUCGGAUGCAGUUUGAAUGCAGUUGACACGACUGCAAUAGAACUGACAACCAACCAUUACACGACAGCAACCCGACUGCAUUUGGACCGCAGGUUUGGUUUGCAGUUGAAAUGCAGUCCGUCUGUCGAGAGCCUAAGAUCCAACAUCUUUGAAA
Molecule: messenger RNA, 9029 nt
Organism: Trichoplusia ni (cabbage looper)
Lineage: Eukaryota; Metazoa; Arthropoda; Insecta; Lepidoptera; Noctuidae
Gene: Scgalpha
Product: alpha-sarcoglycan
Exons: 11
Coding region: 1594-3129 (511 amino acids)
Cellular component (GO): membrane; sarcoglycan complex
Molecular function (GO): calcium ion binding
Source: RefSeq, a predicted model, not a curated record